Molecule: messenger RNA, 3222 nt
Organism: Exophiala spinifera
Lineage: Eukaryota; Fungi; Ascomycota; Eurotiomycetes; Chaetothyriales; Herpotrichiellaceae
Product: eukaryotic translation initiation factor 3 subunit D
Exons: 8
Coding region: 1-3222 (1073 amino acids)
Biological process (GO): regulation of DNA-templated transcription; translational initiation
Cellular component (GO): eukaryotic translation initiation factor 3 complex; cytoplasm
Molecular function (GO): DNA-binding transcription factor activity; translation initiation factor activity
Source: RefSeq, a predicted model, not a curated record
AUGGCGUCGCAUCCGCAAAUGCUUUCCAAUGUGCAGCAAUCUUCAGAAAUGGAUUCACCAUGGGCGGGUCAAGACUACGGUGCUGUCCCAGUAUACAACAAUGGUAUGGUGGGCGAGGCCAAAGGAUCCGCCUACGGGGGCUUACUCAAGGGCUUUGGUGGCAUGAAUAAGAAGUUGACAAGAGAUGGACAGCCAGCAAAACGAAGGGGGCCGAAGCCGGACAGCAAACCAGCACAGACGCGGCGGCAGGAGCUAAAUCGUCAGGCUCAACGGACACAUCGAGAGAGAAAGGAGAAUUAUAUCAAAGCGCUGGAGAUGGAAUUGGCGCGGCUACGAGAAACGUAUCUUGUUGAGCAGAAUGCCCGCGAGGCCACCCUUAAACAGCAGCAACUCGUUAUCGAGAACCAAAGAAACGAAAACCUGGCCUUGCGAGAAAUCCUUAUGAAUCGAGGUAUCCAAUUCGAAAAUGAACUGGAGAACCGCAAAGCUGUGAUUGCCAUGCGGCCAAAACGAGAAGAGAAUUCCUUAAGUCCACCCAACCUGACUUUCAGUCCCCCGACUUCAAUGGCUGGACGCUCUGUUGUAGGCUAUGGAUCAGCGGGCCAACCAACACCGACCGUGUAUUCCCUGGGCGUGAACAAUGCUAUGAGCACAUCAGGCCACUCUCCCGGUACCACGCACCAUAGCCAUUCGCCUCAGGGCCCAGACAUCCAGGAGGUCUCGAUUAAGCAAGAACCUGGAGCUAUUUCGGAUAUGCCCGGCAUGUCGGAAAUGCUCGUACCUGGGAUCUUCGAGAAAGAGCCGCAACUAGGGAUUGAUUUCAUUCUUAAGCUUGAGCAAACCUGUCGGGAUCAUGGGGAAUACUUGGUGCGAAGAUCGAUGGAUUCGCCAAACAAUGACGAAGAAGCAGUUUUCUCCGGCCAUGCUCUGAUGGCGUCUUGCCCUCCACCGAGCCAUAUUCAGCAUACGCCUGCUGUUAAUGGUGGUCUGGACCCAACGUACGAGCACAAGGUUCCCGAUGCCGAGUCGGUGCAAAUAUUGAACAAUCUACUCAAUUUGAGUCAGAGUCUAAAAGGAAGCGCAAUCCCUAGUGGCCAGGUGACUCCGAUUAUGGCCUUACAGUCGCUCAAAGGUCACAGGAAUUAUGCCACCCUGACCCGAGAAGACGUCUUGGGCAUGAUUGAUUCUAUCAGGAGCAAAGUUCGUUGUUACGGGUUCGGUGCAGUGAUGGAGGAUUUUGAACUUCGCGAUGCUUUGUCGAGUAUAUUCGCAACCAAACCGGAAACUUACGAUCAAUUGGGCACCGACUACACAGCCGAGAUUGACGAAAUUGUGUUGCAACCACAAUAUGAUCAUUUUGACAGAGAUGGAAGAAUUUCAUUCUUCACAACUCUCCAACAACGAAAGCAAAGAUCUCACAGACUAUCACAAAUCUUUGCAAUCAUGCCUGGAAUCAGUCUUGCUGAUGUUAUCAGCAACCUCAAUGUCAACGACGAAUGGGGCCCAGAAAUCAGCUCAAGCACCACUCUCGAUGGCGUACCUUACGCUCCUUUCUCGAAAAGCGACAAGUUAGGUCGUAUGGCCGACUGGACACAGGAAGGCAAAGAGGGGCGCGACCGAUCUGGCAGACAAUAUGGUAGAAAUUUCAGAGAUCAACAAAUCUAUGGCGCAGGCACAUCUUCCCUCUUUGCUGUGCAGGUGGCCGAGGAUGAGUCUUCCUUCUCUGUUGUCGACAACACUCGAGCAGCAAACAAAACCCGGGGCUUUGGCAGAGGUGGUCUGGCAGUUUUCCGUGGGCGUGGCCAACGGGGAGCCGCCCAACGAGGUGGAAGAGGCACAUUCCAAAGAGCAGGACAAGGCCGGACGACAGGGCAACAGCAAGGACAGUAUUACGACAACAGAGGCGGACGUGGUGGACGUGGCCGCCGCUUCGGCUGGAGGGAUUAUGACAAGCCACAACGAAAUCGAGAUGCAUCAGUCAACAUCCGCCCAGACUGGGUGAUGAAGGAAGAAAUCGACUUCAACCGACUUGCCAAACUUAACCUCGAGACCGGGGACGGUGAGGAUCUUGAUGGUUACGGUUUCCUGUACUACUACGACCGGUCGUUUGACAAGCCACCUGUGAAGAACACCGAGCGCAAACUCCUGUCCCUCGAUCGUGCGGCGUACAACGUGACCACUUCCGCAGACCCAGUCAUCCAAGAGCUGGCCGAGAAAGACGAAGCGACGAUUUUCGCCACUUCAGAUAUCCUGUCUAUGCUCAUGUGUGCUACGCGCUCGGUUUACUCCUGGGAUAUUAUAGUGCUCAAGCACGGCGACAAGAUCUUCCUCGACAAGCGACCCGACAGCAGCAUCGACCUGGUCACAGUCAACGAGAACGCCGCCGAUGCACCUUUGGAAGCCGAGUCAACGACUGCGCAAACGGGCGUCAAGGCAGACAGCAUCAACACCCCCAGCAACCUCGCCAUGGAAGCCACUAUGAUCAACCACAACUUUGCGUUCCAGACUGUGCUCGAGAACCCAAACAACAAGGUGGAAUUCCCUCACCCUAACCCGUUCUACAGCUCCAACGACGAGACGGAUCCUUUGGCAUCCAAGGCAUACAAGUACCGCCGCUUCGACCUGUCGCUCGAGCGUGAUGAAGAACCUCUCAACCUGAUUGUCCGCACGGAACUCGACGCCGCGACCAAGAACAAUAUCUCAGGAGAAGAUCAAUUUCUUGUCAUCAAGGCGCUCAACGAGUUUGACCACAAGGCUCAGGGCGCUGGUGGCGCGCUUGACUGGCGUACCAAGCUGACGUCACAGCGCGGUGCCGUCGUUGCGACCGAGAUGAAGAACAACUCGUGCAAGCUCGCAAGAUGGACGACGCAGGCCAUUCUCGCCAAGGCUGACCAGAUGAAACUCGGAUUUGUGUCGCGGGUCAACCCCAAGUCGGCAGCGAACCACGUCAUUCUAGGGGUGGUGGGAUACAAGCCCAGAGAAUUUGCGGGCCAGAUGAACUUGGGUUUCAGCAACGGAUGGGGUAUCGUCCGUACCAUUGUCGACCUCGUCAGGAGCAUGGCCGAGGGUGAGGAUGGAGACAAGAAGUACGUUCUGAUCAAAGACCCCAACAAGCCUGUGAUCCGACUGUAUGAGGUCCCUCUCAACACGUUUGACGAAGAUGACGACGGGAUGACGGGUACCGUGGCCACGGAGGGCCCGGACGGUGGUAACGAGGAGUAG